This is a messenger RNA of Leptinotarsa decemlineata (Colorado potato beetle), 1070 nucleotides long. RefSeq lists its product as uncharacterized. The record is from RefSeq and is a predicted model, not a curated record. NCBI's taxonomy places the organism in Eukaryota, Metazoa, Arthropoda, Insecta, Coleoptera, Chrysomelidae.
AUCAAGCACACGAACUGUUUAGAAUCGCAGUUCCACUUAUGGCUAUCUCACCGUGUAUAGUCGAAAUACUUCAGUAAUAAUAUUCCUUCAAUCACUUGGUUUCAUUUUGUUCAGUCAGUACAAUGGAGGAUGUUAUAGUAUCGGUUGAGAACGGACGUAUCGCCGGCCAAAAAGAAAAGGAUUACAAAGGCGGAAAGUUUUAUAGCUUCUGCGGAAUACCAUACGCCAAAGCGCCUGUGGGUCAUCUCAGAUUCAAGGCUCCAGUUCCCCUUGAGCCAUGGACAGGAAUAUGGAACGGAAAAAAAGAAGGCCCGGCAUGUCCUGCGAAAUUGCAGACUUGUUUAUCGAUUGGCAAAGAAGACAACUGCCUGCAUAUGAAUAUUUUCACGAAAGAAUUGCCAAAACAUCAGCCGAUAAAGAAUCCUGUGAUGGUGUUUUUAUAUGGUGGAGGUUUCAUGCUUGGAUCUAACCAUAGGAUAAUAUAUGGUCCUGAGUACUUGCUUACCGAAAAUAUCGUUCUAGUCGUUGUCAAUUAUCGGAUAGGAGUGUUAGGUCUGUUUCACAAAGCUAUCAUGCAAAGCGGAAGUGCUUUCAACCCAUGGGCAAGAGGAAGAAGGAAUGCUCUAGAUAUCGCCAAGGCAAUGGGAUAUAAGGAUACUGAUGAAAAAAUCAUCCUGCAAAAACUUCAAAAUGCUAGCAUACGUAGUUUAAUGGACGCUCAGUACAUGACUGACUGCUGCCUUCCUAAAACUUUCGACGCCGCCCAAGUUCGACCAUUCGGUCCAGUUAUAGAAUAUCCCCACCCAGGUGCACUUCUGUCCGAAGAUCCUGAAGAAAUCAUGAAAUCGGGGAGGUGUCAUCAGAUUCCGAUAAUGAUGGGAUUCAACUCUCUCGAAGGACUUUUCUAUGGUUUCACUAGAUCCUUGACAAGUGUCCCUCCUUUGUCCCAAAGUCUCGAGAGAGAUAUUCCCUAUGACUGGAAUAUUUCUCAGAAACCUGGAUUGAUUCAAGACGCGGUCAAAAAAAUCAAAGAAUUCUAUUUUGGGGACGCUGAUAUUUCGGAAGAAAAC